CUGUAGUGCAGUAUUAGGCAAUUAUAUCAACAUAGUUACAUAAAUAAAAAAUAAAAAAUAACAAAAAGAGGAAAGAAAAGUACUAAACAGAUCGCUAGAAUAAAGGCAUGCCAAUAGAGAAACUCAGUAGGGAGGGGGCUUUAACCACAGCAAGUCCUCUAUCUCCUUUGCCAUCCAUUUGCACAAACCAACUCCUCUCUAUUCAUCCAUAAAAUAUAAAGGAAUAAAUAUUUUACAUUUCUGAAAUUUUAGCUGAUUGAAUUCGAAAUGGCGUCGUUCGCAGAAGCUCCUGCUGGGAACAAAGCCGCCGGAGAGAAAAUUUUCAAAAUGAAGUGCGCUCAGUGCCACACCGUUGAGAAAGGGGCCGGCCAUAAACAAGGGCCAAAUCUGAAUGGACUGUUUGGAAGGCAAUCGGGAAUUACGCCUGGGUAUUCUUACUCUGCUGCAAACAAAAACAUGGCCGUCAAUUGGGAAGAAAAGACACUGUACGAUUACCUGCUCAACCCCAAGAAGUAUAUACCUGGAACAAAGAUGGUUUUCCCAGGACUGAAGAAGCCACAAGAACGUUCGGACCUUAUUGCAUACUUAAAGGAGUCUACAGCAAACUGAGAGUGCCACAUUUUAGUUUGCUUCUGAUUAUUCGUUUUGCAGUUGAGACUUGAGAGCAACAAUUACUUGUACGAGAAGUAGAUUUUUUUAAAAAAGGAAAAUAAAUAGAACUAAAAACCUAGUAAAGUGUAAUAAAUUAUUGGGACGAGUAUGUGUUGACAUGCCAAUAUCGUUUUUUACUCUUGAGCCUUGAGAGACUAUUCUUGUUUAAUGAAUGGAAAUAAGUUGAAGUUGUUGA
Striga asiatica is the source of this 847-nucleotide messenger RNA. The record is from the annotation of a GenBank genome assembly. Lineage: Eukaryota; Viridiplantae; Streptophyta; Magnoliopsida; Lamiales; Orobanchaceae.